UUCUUCCUCUCUCUGCCUCUGACCCCUCCUUCUCCCACUCCUCUUCCCACAUGCUCGUACUCUGUCCUCAUGAGCUGGUCCCCAGAAGAAUGCAGGGAGCAGGGAGAACCCCCCAGUGACAGACACACCCUCUGUGCCAGGCUGGUGGAGAAGCCCAGCAGAGGGUCUGCCGAGCACCCAGAGUCCGGCCCGGGACCCAUCGUCACCCGGACGGCCUCAGGACCUGCCCUGGCCUUCUGGCAGGCCGUGCUGGCCGGGGACGUGGGCUCUGUCUCCCACAUCCUCGCCGAUUCCAGCACUGGCCUGACUCCGGAUUCCAUCUUUGAUACCAGUGACCCAGAGCGAUGGAGGGAUUUCCGCUUCAACAUCCGCGCUCUGAGACUCUGGUCUCUGACGUACGAAGAGGAGCUGACCACCCCGCUGCACGUGGCCGCCAGCCGGGGCCACACGGAAGUUCUGCAGCUGCUGCUGAGGCGGCGAGCAAGGCCUGACAGCGCCCCUGGGGGCCGCACCGCCCUGCACGAAGCCUGUGCCGCGGGCCACGCUGCCUGUGUCCACGCGCUGCUGGUGGCCGGAGCCGACCCCAGCAUCCCCGACCAGGAUGGAAAACUCCCCUUGCACCUCUGCCAGGGGGCCGGCGCCCUUGAGUGUGCGGAGCUGCUCCUGAGGUUUGGGGCGAAAGUGGAUGGUCGGUCUGAGGAGGAGGAGGAGACCCCUUUGCAUGUGGCCGCCCGGCUGGGCCGUGUGGAGCUGGCAGACCUGCUUCUGAGACGGGGGGCAUGCCCUGAUGCCCGUAAUGCCGAAGGCUGGACCCCACUGCUGGCUGCCUGUGACGUCCGCUGCACAUCCCCCGCCGACGCUGAGGCCACCACCGCCAGCUGCCUCCAGCUCUGCUCUCUGUUGCUCUCAGCCGGAGCCGAUGCGGAUGCUGCUGACCAGGACAAGCGACGGCCCCUGCACCUGGCCUGUCGCCGCGGCCACGCGGCCAUCGUGGAGCUGCUCCUAUCCUGCGGCGUCAGCACCAACGUCAUGGACUAUGGGGGACACACGGCCCUGCACUAUGCUCUGCAGGGCCCAGCUGCGGCCCUGGCCCAGAGCCCAGAGCACACGGUGCGAGCUUUGCUCAACCACGGUGCUGUCCGCGUCUGGCCUGGGGCCCUCCCCAAGAUGCAGCCUCCAACCCUUGAGCACACGAGUAAGUUCUUCUUUCAUCAAGUAAGCAAAGCCCAAAAGGGGGCAAAGGCAAGGAUGGAGACCGGCAGGAGGGGUGUGUGUGUGUAGGUAUGUAUGCACGUGUGCAUACACGGGCUCCCGCAUGCAUAUGCACGCAUGUGUGCAUGCACAAGUGUAUGCGUGUGUGUUGAAGGUGGCCUGAGCGCAGGAGGUCAGAUUAUCAUGCAUCUGAAAAGACAGGAGCCAGGACUGAUGUGGGCGUCAGGGAGUUGUUUCUUCAUCCGGGGAGCGAGCUGAUGAGAGGAACAUGCAGGAGGCUCAGCCUGGCAGUGGGAUCCAUUCAGUGAGACACUCUGCACAGGAGAGGCUCCCCCAGGGCAGAGCGAUGAGCCUGGGUCAUGAGGUUCAAAGCUUCCUGACCUUUUGCAGACAGACAUAGUCCUUGUUUCUGAGAGCUUAGCAUCACCCAGACCAGCAGCUGCUAUGCUGGCACUAGAGAAAAAGCCUUUCGCUGUCAAUUUCCUGGCUGUAUCUCAUUUGAUUAACAUAUUCCCAAAGUGGGUUCAACUUGAAGACCUGUGCUCCUAGAUGCCCUCACAGGGGGCCCUGUCCCAUACUGCGUCGUAUCUGGAGGGGGCCUUAUAAUGUCCAAGGGUGCUGGGACUGGGAUGGGGACCCCUGUUCUCUGAGGAGCUGGGUCAGAACGGAUACAGGGUAGCAGGCUGUGGGCAGAUCCUUCUGCGCCAUCUCGGGGCUUGAACUGUCCAGCCCUGCCCGGUCCUGGACACUCCUCUCCUGUCCCUGCCUUUCGCCUCCACUCACAAACCUAGAAGCAUCAGUCUAGAUUCCUAAGCAAGACCAAAUAAUUAAACAGCCCGAGAGUUCGGCAGAUUGGUCUCCCCUUUGGGAAAAUACAAGGAAAUCAACAAUUAACACUAAUUAAUCUCCUAUUAACACCAGAUAAUUAGGAGACGAGCAAUUCCCUGUAAUCUGACGGUGGCUCUGACAACUAAUGAUUUCCCCUUUGGGGAGGGGGUGGGAGGAGGAGGCAGAGCAGCAGAAGGAUUUCCCAGGACCCCACUGCCCGCCCCCGCCCCCAGCCCCGAUCUGCCCUGCCUUAGGGACCAGGGGGGCCGGCACAGCCAAGUGCCCCAUUCCUCCCCUUCGAUUGGGUGCCGCGUCCCAGGUGCUGGAAAAGUUCAGGAGGGAGUCUUCCUCC
Leptonychotes weddellii (Weddell seal) is the source of this 2392-nucleotide messenger RNA. The record is from RefSeq and is a predicted model, not a curated record. Lineage: Eukaryota; Metazoa; Chordata; Mammalia; Carnivora; Phocidae.